AGCACCAUCAGUAUCAGUGAAUCCAAUGUUUGGUUUUGUGUCAGAACUUUAUUGUUACGAAAAGAAAAUAAAUAAAUAUUUGACAUGUUAUAAGCAAUGAAGAUUAUUUUUAAUAAUUCAAUUUUUAAAUUGUUUUUAUUUAUUUUUUUAAGUACAAUAAACGUUGAAGGUAACAAAAGUUAUGAUCAAUUAGAAUACUAUCCAAAAGGUCCUUUGGUUAAAUGUCAUUUCUUGCCUAUUGAAUUUAUUGAAUGUGAAGAGCCUUUUGAUCACAAAGGAAAUAAAACAGCUAAACUAGAGGCUGGUUUUGGUUGUGUCAAGUUCGGAGGAACCCGUUACGAAGAAGUUGAAAAAACAAAUGUCUCAUGUACAGUUCUGCCCGACAUUGAAUGUUAUGGUCCAACGAAAUUCUUGCGUGACGGAGUACCCUGUGUAAAAUACAGCGGUCAUUACUUCACCCUGACUCUGCUUUACAGCAUCCUCUUGGGAUUCUUAGGCAUGGACCGGUUUUGUCUCGGGCAAACUGGCACCGCAGUGGGAAAACUGCUGACCCUCGGAGGUCUCGGUGUCUGGUGGGUCAUAGAUAUAAUUUUACUGGUCACCAACUCGUUGCUACCCGAGGACGGCAGCAACUGGAAUCCUUAUGUAUAAAUCUAAAUAAUUCACCAAGUAUUUAUAAAUUAAUGAAGAUAAAACUAUAAAUUGUAAAUGAAAUAAAGUAAUUUUUUAAUUCA
Messenger RNA from Cotesia glomerata, 734 nucleotides. RefSeq names its product TM2 domain-containing protein CG11103 (gene amrt). The transcript is spliced from 3 exons. The coding region runs from base 97 to 651 and encodes 184 amino acids. NCBI's taxonomy places the organism in Eukaryota, Metazoa, Arthropoda, Insecta, Hymenoptera, Braconidae. The record is from RefSeq and is a predicted model, not a curated record.